GCGCGAUGGCGGCGGCUCCUUUAGACAGCAGAAGGGGGAUUUAGGCCCGGAAGAUCCGAGUCCAUCCGCGGCGGGGAGAGGACGAGCGGCGUUGGCAGGGACCGGAGCAGCGGCGGCGGCUCUCGGACUGUCCCAUCCGUCCCUUAUUGAGGCUCUGGGAGUGGCGGGGCGGCCUGAAAGCAAUGGUGAAAGCGGGGCCGUGAGGGGGGCGGAGCCGGACCGGACCCGCAGUCGCGGCUGAAGCGGCGCCGCCUCCGGGAGCGCAGACCCAGGAAGCGGCCGGGCGGGCAGCAGCAAGCGGCGCGUCGCCAUGGAGCUGAGGGUCGGGAACAGAUACCGGCUGGGCCGUAAGAUCGGGAGCGGCUCCUUCGGAGACAUCUAUCUCGGCACGGACAUUGCUGCAGGAGAAGAAGUUGCCAUCAAGCUUGAAUGUGUCAAGACCAAACACCCUCAGCUCCACAUCGAGAGCAAAAUCUACAAAAUGAUGCAGGGAGGAGUGGGCAUCCCCACCAUCAGAUGGUGUGGAGCUGAAGGGGACUACAACGUCAUGGUGAUGGAGCUCCUGGGCCCAAGCCUGGAAGACCUCUUCAACUUCUGUUCAAGGAAAUUCAGUCUCAAAACUGUUCUGCUGCUUGCUGACCAGAUGAUUAGUCGUAUUGAAUACAUUCAUUCAAAGAACUUCAUCCACCGAGAUGUAAAGCCAGAUAACUUCCUCAUGGGGCUGGGGAAGAAGGGCAAUCUGGUCUAUAUCAUCGACUUUGGGCUGGCCAAGAAGUACCGGGAUGCAAGAACCCACCAGCACAUCCCCUAUCGAGAGAAUAAGAACCUCACGGGCACGGCGCGGUAUGCCUCCAUCAACACCCACCUGGGAAUUGAACAAUCUCGAAGGGAUGACUUGGAGUCUCUGGGGUACGUGCUGAUGUACUUCAACCUGGGCUCUCUCCCCUGGCAGGGGCUGAAGGCUGCCACCAAGAGGCAAAAGUACGAGAGGAUCAGUGAGAAGAAAAUGUCCACUCCCAUUGAAGUGCUGUGCAAAGGCUAUCCCUCUGAAUUUGCCACGUACCUGAAUUUCUGCCGUUCCUUGCGCUUUGAUGACAAGCCUGACUACUCAUACCUGCGCCAGCUCUUCAGGAAUCUGUUCCAUCGCCAAGGCUUCUCCUACGACUAUGUGUUCGACUGGAACAUGCUUAAGUUUGGUGCCAGCCGGGCUGCAGAUGAUGCCGAACGGGAACGCCGGGACCGAGAGGAGCGAUUGAGACACUCCCGGAAUCCAGCCACCCGCGGCCUCCCUUCCACAGCUUCUGGCCGCCUUCGGGGGACCCAAGAAGUGGCCCCCCCCACGCCCCUGACCCCUACCUCACACACGGCUAACACCUCCCCUCGGCCUGUCUCCGGUAUGGAGCGAGAGCGGAAAGUGAGCAUGCGGCUGCACCGUGGGGCACCGGUCAAUGUCUCCUCCUCUGAUCUCACAGGCCGACAAGAUACCUCUCGCAUGUCCACCUCACAGAAUAGCAUUCCUUUCGAACACCACGGCAAGUAGCUGCUCGUCUCCGUCGGAAGGCAGCACUGGAUUCCCAGUCGGGUGGCUUCCAGUGGUCUUCAGUCUGUCGUGCACCGAUGAGAACUCUCCUUUUUGCUGUGAAGGGCAGACAAUGCAUGGCUGAUCUACUCUGUUACCAAUGGCUUUACUAGUGACACGCCCCCUGGUCUAGACUCGAAAUGUUCACACCGGGAGCUCUCCAGGCCACUCACCCAGCGAUGCUCGUGGGGAAUCCAAAUACAGACUAAACGGACAGGCUCCGAGAGCUGCCACCCACCGCCAGGGGCUGGCACCAUGGCCCCUACAGAAGCUCAGUUACCACAGGGCUGGGAAGACGAGCAGAGUGUGGGAGACGUUGCAGAGACCCCAACUCCCUGCCGCGAGCCUCUCCACCCCUCCAGUGGUGGCCAACCUACGCUCCCUGCGAUCCCACUGCAACUACCAGUCUUCUACUUGGUUAAGACAGUUUUGUAUCAUUUUGCUAAAAAUUACUGGCUUAAAUCUGUGUAAAUCUGUCUUUUUAUUGUUUCUUUCUUGUCUGUUUUUGCGGUCUUAAAAAAGAUGUUGACUUUAAAGACUCCUAAGGUAGACACUGGCUUGCCGUGUCUGUGGAGUCAGAGAGGGGCACACAAAUGUCAAGGAUGUGCGUUCCAUUUCUGUUUUCUGUGUUGUGUUGUCCACUGUGGAGAAGGAACGUCUCAUCAGAAGCUGUGUGUGCGUGUGUGUCUGUGCGUGUCACAGGCCCCUCAGCUCAGUUCUGGCCUUGUUCACCCUCCCUUCUGUAAGCUGAAAUACCUGCUGUCGUCAGCGCACUAGAAAGCGUGGCUACUGCAGAGCAAGUGUGCUCAGUGUGUUGCUCAGAACGUCGUGCCUUUCUGCCCAGAGGAGGCAAGGAGGAAGUGAGGGACUCUGAAGGAUUGGGCACAGAGGCCUUUAGAGCCCAUAGGUAGUCUGGAUUAAAGUUGGGUGUGCGUUUCUGAUUUCUGACUCAGAGACAUGGGGGUUGUGUAGGGGGUUGUGUAUGGUAUUUUGGUAGUGUUUGUUGCCUUUAUGCCUUUGAAUUGGGGAGUUUCUGAACAGACAAAUACUGCCAUGCAGAUUGGCACUUGGUCUGUGUCUUUGCCUGCUCAAAGCCAGGGAGCAAGUUGUCCUCCUAGGCGCCAAGUUUGCCCAGAAAGGCUACUGGCUGAAGGGAGUCCACCUAGAGGUGCCAAGAGGCAGGUGACUGCCCACCUCAAUCUAGAACCCUCAUCUCCAGAAAGAUGUGGUGCCACAUGCUUUGUGACCUUCAGCCAGAUGUCUGUCGGGGAAGCCGUGGCUGCCCAGGAGAGGCACCUUCUGCAAGCUGGCCUGCCACUGGCAGUUAGGAUCCUCAGAUACUCUUCCCUGCCUGUGAUUGUGUCCAGCAUAUGUACUGCUUGGUGGAGGUGGCAGCAGGCCUGAGCGACCCUUGGGGACACGAUGCAGUAUGUGUUUAUGGGUCCACCUCUGUUUCUGCCUACCAUUGUAUGGAGAGUUCUGCUGGGGCCAGGGUGCUCUCGGAGGGGCUGAUGGUGCCACCGUGGCUUUCCCCUCCUAACCCAGAGACCCCCAGCACAGAGCUCUUGGCCCUGGUGUACAGUGGCACAUUCCGGUGUGCGGCCAUUUGCUGUCCCAGCCAUCCGUCUGAGCCUGUAGAUGCUCCUCUGAAUCCUGAGCUGGCUACUCUGCAAACAUUUUGGGGUGUAGGGCCUUGAGCAGAAGGGCUGUGCAUCUGUGUGCAUUAGGAACUCAGGUGGGUCAGAUAAGGUUGAGGUGUCCAUGGUUGUGAGCCCCUUCCUUAUUAGUUUUGGGCUCCCACUGUCAAUGAGCUGGUGAGGGUGGCAGCAGACCUACACACAAGCUCUUUGUAAAUAGCCAUGGUCCCCAGCAGUGCCAGAGAGCAAUGCCAGGCAGCCUCCAGAUACUGCACCACAUGCAUCCUGGAGCUGCUGGUUGCUGUGGGAGUGGACCCGCCUGAGCCCUCGAGGGUGUGGCUGUGAUGUUCUUGCCCAAUAGUUAAUCCCCAUCACACUUACAGGAAACAUAGUUAGAAUGUGUGUAUCAACCUAUGUCUUGGUGACCAGUCUCUGAGCUGUGCGUUUGUACUACCACUGUAUUUGUGUACUUUAACAAUUGUGUAAAUAAUAAAUUCAUAAUGACUUCUACGUUU
This is a messenger RNA of Chinchilla lanigera (long-tailed chinchilla), 3731 nucleotides long. RefSeq names its product casein kinase 1, delta (gene Csnk1d). Gene Ontology annotation, biological process: endocytosis; signal transduction; spindle assembly. Gene Ontology annotation, cellular component: spindle microtubule; nucleus; cytoplasm. The transcript is spliced from 10 exons. Gene Ontology annotation, molecular function: ATP binding; protein serine/threonine kinase activity. The coding region runs from base 311 to 1540 and encodes 409 amino acids. The record is from RefSeq and is a predicted model, not a curated record. NCBI's taxonomy places the organism in Eukaryota, Metazoa, Chordata, Mammalia, Rodentia, Chinchillidae.